AUGAGCGUGUACAGCUGGGAAACGGCGGACGGUGCGCACCGUCACCGGAGGAAGACCAAGAAGACGGGCACCGUUGUCUUUCACACGGACGAACGCGUGGACACCUCCUUUGACCGCCUCCAGAGGGAGGUGAUUGUGGAGAAGCUGCACUUCUCGCGAAAGGAGGCUGAGGAGGCGCUGGCCGACCCCCAUCACCCCGCCAACUCCGUCAAGACGGCGCUCAUGACGGCCUCGACGGCCAAGGUACUCCAGAAGACGAUGAACUUCGAGGCGUUGCUGCCGUGCCAGGCGCAGUGCUACCGCGGUAUCUUCAACGGUCGCGACGUCAUUCUGCACAGUCGCACCGGCAGCGGCAAGACCCUUGCCUACGCCCUGCCGCUGAUUGAGCGCCAUCUUCUCCUGGAGCAGCACCAGAAGCCUGCAACCGUCGGCGCUGCUGCCGGUCCCUUCUUGCUGGUGUUCGUCUUCAGCAAUGACCUCGCUAUGCAGACGAAGAGUGUGCUGGAGAAGAUCUACGGUAAGAAAACCACCCUGCGCAUUGCCGUGGCCGGCUUCGACGACUUGCAUCCCACGUCCGACGGCAGGGUCGUCGACAUCCUUGUUGGGACAUUGUGCAGCAUUGACGAGGCGAUCCGCGGCCACCGUGUCGCCGCCGCCGCAACUGCCGUCGAGGAGGCGGAGGCGCAGCGAGAUGCCCAUCUGGCUGGUAAGAAGCGUCCCCGCAGCGCGAGGAAGCCGCAGCAAGCCGCAGCUGCAGCAGCGGAGGAGGAGGACGACGACGAUGAUGGCGACGCGGCGGCGUCCAUGUCUGAUGACAAUGAAGACGAGGCGAUCGCCGGCCACGGGGACACGCGCGAAGCAGGGAUCAUCUCUCCCUCUCUUGUGCGUGCGAUUGUUGUGGAUGAGGUGGACAUCACCCUGGGUCCGCGCUUCUCUGCGAUGGGUCGGCGCAUGAAGAACCUGCUAAAGUUCAUCCGCAAGGCAAACGGCUCGUUGGCGGACGGGCUGCUGAACGACUUCCGCGCGCACCACUACGUUCUCUGCGGGGCGACCAUCCCUAACUGGGUGCUAAAGGCUGGCUUCUUGGGAGUGAAAAAGUACUACUACCAACUCGUCACCGUCGGAUCGGCGAAGUUGCCGCCGCAUCUCGAGUGCUUCCAUCAGACAUGCAGCGUGGCGGACCGCGUGCGGACGGCGACCCGUCUGCUGACGGAGAACACUGCCUUUAAUGGCCGUGUUAUUGUCUUCGGCACACUGAAGCAGCUGACGGCGCUGGAGGCCGGUCUGCACACGUCGACGACAGCGAACGCGGGGGUUACUGAGACGAGGACGACGACGUCGUCCAGCGCGAAGAAAGGCGGCAAGAAAGGCAACGGUAAGAGCGCUGGGGCCGCUGGCGCAGCUGCAUCGUCGUCGUCGCUCAUCGUGCGUGUCCUCACGGCGCAGAAGGACGAGCUAGAUCGUAUGGCUGCCAUCGAAGACUUUAACUGCGGUGUCGCGCAGGUGUUGCUGUGCACCGAUAUCGCGGCUCGCGGGCUUGACUUUACGGAGGUGGACACUGUUCUCAUGCUGAGCCUCCCACGGGACGCGCUGGCCUCGGACACGUUCGUGCACCGCGCUGGACGUACGGCCCGCGUCGGUCGGCCUGGUCGGUGCAUCCUGCUGCAUGAUGCGUCGGAAGCCACCGUGGUGGACGCCAUCGCAAAGUCCACGCACGUCGUGUUCAAGGCCCUGGGUCCCGCCUUGGCUGCUGCCGCCGGUGUGUCGGCGGAUGCACUGAGGGGCGGGAAGGUUAAGACGUCUGCUGCGACCAACGCUGGUGCCUCUGAUGUGGCGCUGACCUCCAUGAAACUCGUGGUGCGCAACCCGUUCCGCUACACGAAGCCGAAUGUAAAGGUGCCAUCUGCGAUGCACGUCUUUAACGCCAACCUGGAUGAGCCGUUGAAGGCACUCUUACAGGACAUUCGCGAAGAGGGUGGGAGCAACGGUGAGGUGGUGCUGUUCCGUGUGCCAGUGAGCCACAUCCACGAGUUGAAGCAGCGGCUGUGGAAGUACACGCUGCAGGAGGUGUAA
This is a messenger RNA of Leishmania mexicana MHOM/GT/2001/U1103, 2073 nucleotides long. Its product is annotated as putative RNA helicase. Lineage: Eukaryota; Euglenozoa; Kinetoplastea; Trypanosomatida; Trypanosomatidae. The record is from RefSeq and is a predicted model, not a curated record. Gene Ontology annotation, molecular function: ATP binding; nucleic acid binding. Gene Ontology annotation, cellular component: nucleolus. The transcript has a single exon. The coding region runs from base 1 to 2073 and encodes 690 amino acids.